AUGAUUGGUGGUGUUGAGACGACUGCAUCCAUCAUGCAAUGGUUCUCCGCACUUAUCCCUGCCUACCCGGAAAUCCAGAAGCGGGCACACGAAGAACUCGACAGAGUCGUUGGCCGGGACCGCCUACCAACGAUUGAAGACGAGAUCAACCUUCCCUUCUGCCACGCGAUCAUCAAGGAGGUCGAGCGGUGCCACAAUCCCUUCUGGCUCGGCACUCCGCACGUCGCCUCGGAAGACUUCACCUACGAAGGCCAGUUCAUCCCUAAGGGUACUGUCGUGAUCCUCAACACGUACUCGAUGCAUUACGACCCUAGCCGCCACGCAGAUCCAGAGAAGUUCAACCCUGAGCGGUAUGUCAACGACAGUACCAACAACACUGAAUCUGCCAACCUCGCAGACCCAUACGAGCGGGACCACUGGAUGUUCGGCGCAGGCCGUCGCAUUUGUCCUGGCAUGAUAGUUGCAGAGCGCGAGAUCUGGCUGGCCAUCUCGCGGAUGCUCUGGGCAUUCAAUAUGAUCGAGAUACCCGGCGAGCCCAUCGACUUGAAAGAGUACGACGGUCUGUCUGGUCGUUCGCCCGUUCCAUUCCGCAUCAAGCUCGUCCCGAGGGACGAAAACGUUGCGAAGGUGCUCGGGUUGUAA
Molecule: messenger RNA, 642 nt
Organism: Fibroporia radiculosa
Lineage: Eukaryota; Fungi; Basidiomycota; Agaricomycetes; Polyporales; Fibroporiaceae
Exons: 4
Coding region: 1-642 (213 amino acids)
Molecular function (GO): monooxygenase activity; iron ion binding; heme binding
Source: RefSeq, a predicted model, not a curated record